AUGUCCGACAUCGCCGACUUCCUCACGGCCCUCGACGCCGCCCAGAAGAAAGAGAAGUACACCUCCGAGGUGCAAGACGCCGCCGGCGGCAUCGACGCCGCAACUCUCAAGGCAGCCGUCGAGGCCGCCGCCGCUAUGGGCGAGAUUGAAACCGUGGCGGACGAGGCGCAGGCAGCCGCGCUCAGCGCUGGGUUCCAGUUCGCCGCCAAGGUUGUCUUGAUGCUUACCGCGGCACCGGGGCCGUACGAGAAGAAGGAUCUGUAUGUUUACUUCAAGGUUGCGCGCAAUGAGACGGUGGAGAAGCCUGCCUUCUAUGAUAUGGUGAAGAAGCAGCUCUACGGCGAGUGGGAAAAGGUCAAGCACUACAGUGACCAGAAGGCGCAGGCACUGUAUAUCCAAAACGUCAACACCCUGAUCGGCAAGUACGGGACUCGCGAUUCGUGA
This is a messenger RNA of Penicillium alfredii, 444 nucleotides long. RefSeq names its product acyl-CoA-binding domain-containing protein. Gene Ontology annotation, molecular function: fatty-acyl-CoA binding. The transcript is spliced from 2 exons. The record is from RefSeq and is a predicted model, not a curated record. Lineage: Eukaryota; Fungi; Ascomycota; Eurotiomycetes; Eurotiales; Aspergillaceae. The coding region runs from base 1 to 444 and encodes 147 amino acids.